UGUAGCAAAAUAGAAAUCAUUUCGGAACAUAACCUGUCCUUUUCUCUAGUAAAUAUUUAUUUUUUAAAACGUUUAGAGUAGCUCCCCAAAUGGAAUACGAACAAUCUAAUGUUAUAAAAGAUUUUCCAGGAUUAUAUGCCUCUGAAUCUCAAAAAAUAAAUAAUAGGGAAUCCGAUUAUAGUGAAGAUGAGAAACUUACACGAAAAGACCUGCUAACAGGAAAAAAGAAGGACAAAAAGGAUAAAAAAGAUAAAGAGAAAGGGUAUGCAGCGUUAGAAGGAGAAAGCUCAGCUGACGAAGGUUAUGAAAUAAGAAGCCCAACAAAAUCAAAGAAGUCAAAGUCAUUUAAAUUUGCAUCAAAAUCAAAAGAAAAAAGAGAGAAGUCUAGAGACAAAGAAAAAGACUUUGCUGAUAAAAAGAAGGAAAAGGACAAGAGAAUUGAUAAAAAAAGCGAAAAAGAGAAAGGUAAAAAUGAUAAAAAAGAAAGACCAGGUGAUAUUGCUGAAGAACUUCCCAUUUUUGGUGUUCCUCUUGAACUGGCAGUAGAAAGAAGUAGAUGUCAUGAUGGAGUAGACCUCCCAUUACCUUAUAGGGCAUGUAUAGAUUAUUUGCAGAUGUAUGGACUUGGUUUUGAAUAUAUCUACAAAAUAAGUUCACCAAAAUCUAAAGUUCUCCACUUAAAGAAGAUGUACAAUCACAGAGAGUUUGUUGAUUUGGCAGAGCAUGAUGUACCUACUAUUACAGGUUUACUUAAAAUGUUUUUAAGAGAUUUGCCUGAAUCUAUAUUUACUUCAGAAUUAAUAGUUAGAUUUGAAGAAGCUGGUGCUAUUCUUAAUGUAGCAAUGAGGGAAAAACAUCUUAAGAUUUUAGUUGGUAAUUUACCACCUCUCAAUUAUAUGGCUGUUUCAUGGUUAAUUGUCCACCUUUACACAGUAACAUUGAAUGAAAAAUCAACUAAAAUGAAUGCUCAGAGUAUAGCUGCAACUUUAAGUUCAACACUACAAAUCUCUCAACGUUUAUUGACCGCCCUUCUUUGUCAUUGUCCGGCCCUUUUUGUUGAUGUAAAACUUAUACAGUACAUACCACCUUUAAUUUCAACUGCCCAACUUCCUGAUGAAAAAGAUUUGAUGGAAAUUGAACUUAAGAAGCAGGAGUCAUUACUUUCACAAAUUCAUUCUGAAAUGAAUGCCGGAUUUGUUUCAAAGCAAAGGGAAGAGUUGCUGUGGGAAGUUCAAAGAUUAAUAACUCAAUUAAAAAGAAAAAUUAGGAGUAAAAAUCGAGUUGUAGAAGAAAAGGGAAUUGAAGAAAAAGUAAGCCAUGAAAAUACUGGGAACAGUAGUGAAAAUUUAGAGACUGAAAGGAUAACAGCCACUAAAAAGAAAGAUUCUCAAGAAGUAUUAAACACAGUACCAUUAUCAUUAAAUAAUUCUGAGGACAAUUUAGAUCUAAAUAAAAAGGAAAUAAAUAAUGCUAGCAUUGCUUCUGAAAAUGUAGAAGUUAAAAACAUCGAAUGGGAUUUCCCAAAACCAACUGAAGUCGAUCAAGAGAAAACAGCCAAUGUUAAAAUUACACAAGAAAUUGAAUCAAAAAGUGUUAAUACUUUACAAACAGAAGAUCCAAAUCUGCCAUUAUUAGCAAAUGACAAAGAAAUUAUGUAUUUGAAUCUAAAAAACCAAACUCUACUAGAACUGAAAAAUAAACUUAUAGAAAAGAUGGAAAUUGAAAAGAAAGAAAUUGCCCGAUUAAAGUUAGUGCUAAAAGAAGUACAAUACAAAAACCAAACAGAACCAGUAAUAAUUGAUUCAAAUAGUGAUAACUUAGAUAAAAUAAUGGAACUGCUUCAAAAUGAAAAUCAGAUUCUCCAUAUAAAGAAAAUAAAUCUUGUGCGAAAAAUAAUGGAAGAACAUGAGAUAUGUAUUGACCUAAGUGCCAAACUUAUGAUGUUAACUGCUAGUUGUUAAAGUACAAAUAUAUUACAAAAAGUGUUUACGCGAACAUUUGUUUCCUAAGCUGGAAUAUGAUUCUAAUGUUAUCUUUUAACAUUUUAUCAGUACUUACUGCUUUCAUAAUGUAACUUGUAUAAGUACAAAAAAAAUAUUCUUAUUGUAUACUAGACCACCAUUAAAAAAUUAUAUGUUCAA
Agrilus planipennis (emerald ash borer) is the source of this 2141-nucleotide messenger RNA. It is a transcript of the gene Rlip, whose product is annotated as ralA-binding protein 1. Gene Ontology annotation, molecular function: GTPase activator activity; small GTPase binding. Lineage: Eukaryota; Metazoa; Arthropoda; Insecta; Coleoptera; Buprestidae. The transcript has 6 exons. Gene Ontology annotation, biological process: small GTPase-mediated signal transduction. The record is from RefSeq and is a predicted model, not a curated record. The coding region runs from base 90 to 1961 and encodes 623 amino acids.